Propithecus coquereli (Coquerel's sifaka) is the source of this 1060-nucleotide messenger RNA. It is a transcript of the gene ERFE, whose product is annotated as family with sequence similarity 132, member B. NCBI's taxonomy places the organism in Eukaryota, Metazoa, Chordata, Mammalia, Primates, Indriidae. Gene Ontology annotation, molecular function: hormone activity. The record is from RefSeq and is a predicted model, not a curated record. Gene Ontology annotation, biological process: positive regulation of insulin receptor signaling pathway; positive regulation of D-glucose import across plasma membrane; negative regulation of gluconeogenesis. The transcript has 8 exons. Bases 1 to 1023 code for a protein of 340 amino acids.
AUGGCCUCGGCUCGCCGCCCCGCCGGAGCCCGCCUGCUGCUCGUCUACGCGGGCCUGCUGGCCGCCGCCGCGAGCCUCGGCUCCUCCGAGCCCGCCGCCCGCCCGGGGAGCCGCGCCCAAGAGGAGCCGCCGCCCGGGAACGAGCUGCCCGCGGACCCCGGGGAGAACCGCGCGGGGCCGGCCGCCCCCCCGCAGGAGCCCAUCUCUGAGCAGGCGCACAGUGUCGACCCACGGGACGCCUGGAUGCUUUUCGUCAGGCAGAGUGACAAGGGUGUCAAUGGCAAGAGAAGGAGCAGGGCCAAGGCCAAGAAGCUGAAGUUUGGCCUGCCAGGGCCCCCAGGGCCUCCCGGCCCUCAGGGGCCCCCGGGCCCUGUCAUCCCACUGGAGGCUCUGCUGAAGGAGUUCCAGCUGCUGCUGAAAGGGGCGGUGUGGCAGCGAGAGCGCGCGGAGCCUGAGCCCUGCACCGGCGGCCCCGACGGCCCUGCCGCCACGGGGGAGGACGACGACGAGGAGGCGGGUGGCGUGCUGGCGCUGCUGUCCCCAGGCCCGCGGGCGCCACGCGUGGAGGCCGCCUUCCACUGCCGCCUGCGCCGGGACGCGUUGGUGGAGCGGCGCGCGCUGCAGGAGCUGGGCGUCUACUACCUGCCCGACGGCGACGGCGCCUUCUGCCGCGGCCCGGGCCUGAACCUGACCAGCGGCCAGUACACGGCGCCCGUGUCCGGCUUCUACGCGCUCGCCGCCACGCUGCACGUGGCGCUCGGGGAGCAGCCGAGGCGGGGGCCGCUGCGCCCCCGGGACCGCCUGCGCCUGCUCAUCUGCAUCCAGUCCCGGUGCCAGCACAACGCCUCCCUGGAGGCUGUCAUGGGCCUGGAAAGCAGCAGCGAUCUCUUCACCAUCUCAGUGAAUGGCAUCCUGUACCUGCAGAUGGGGCAGUACACCUCCGUCUUCUUGGACAACGCCAGCGGCUCCUCUCUCACGGUGCGCAGCGGCUCCCACUUCAGUGCUGUCCUCCUGGGCGUGUGAGUGGCCACCGCAGGCCCUUUCUCUCGCCAAGCAAAUG